Molecule: messenger RNA, 2243 nt
Organism: Acipenser ruthenus (sterlet)
Lineage: Eukaryota; Metazoa; Chordata; Actinopteri; Acipenseriformes; Acipenseridae
Product: E3 ubiquitin-protein ligase TRIM39-like
Exons: 13
Coding region: 196-1572 (458 amino acids)
Molecular function (GO): protein binding
Source: RefSeq, a predicted model, not a curated record
AUAUUUUAAAUACUCAAAUACUAAUAAUAUUUCAGUUCCAGACCGUUUUCCAACAAAUAAAAGAAGGUAUGAUAUUAAGUUUCUACAGUCACAGCAGAGAGACACCCAGCAUUGAAAACAAGACCCUGACACUCAGAAGCUGUGUGGGAUUCACACCUUUUAAAAGUUGCUGGUGUGGGAUGAUCAGUAGAGAAGAUGGAAAAGAAAAAUGCAGACCAGGAAACUGUUUCAGGUGCAUCAGGAAUCCUCAGUGUUUCAGAGAGUUUUGGCAGUUUCGGCCGUGACUACAAGGGUAUAAUCCCUGCACGUGAUGCCAAGUCCCUGAGUUGGGGUAGACCUGAUCUCAGCAACCCUAAGAUUCCUGGUUUGCUGAGAAGAGUUUUGAAGGGGUCUGAUAGAAAGUCCAGACAUCAAGAGGUUGGUGAAUGGAGCCUGGAAGAGUGUCGACAGUCCAUCAUGGAGCUGGCAAAGGAGAUGAACAGAGUCUUGAAGAACUCUGCCAUACCUACCCCUGUGUCCAGUGAGGAUACGUGCAGCCUGGAAGAGUGUCGCUGCUUCAUCAUGAAAUGGGCUGACGAGUUGGACAAGCUGGUCCAGCAAAGUCAGAGUGCUGGGCAGGUUGAGACAAGAAAAGGAGCAGAGCUGAAAAACAAAGAGGAUCUUCCAGGACCAGAGGGGGAGGAGCUGAGUGAGGGGGCGGGGCACAACCAGGGGGAGGAGCUGAACCAAGAGGAGGAGCAAAGACUGAAGGACGGUCACGACAUCAUCAUGCAGUGGGCAAGAGAGCUGAAGACAGUGCCAGAGAACUCUGUCUCAGCGGGGGAGGCUGUGGAACAGGGUGUUGCAGAGCUGGUGAAGGAGUGGAAACGAGGCAAGCUGAGUAACAUCUUACCCAUCAUGGAGUUCAUCAUGUGGGCCCUGAUCAAGGAGGAGGCAGACAAGGGAAUGCUGAAAUCUCAGAAUAUUGGUGCUGGGAGAUGCAUCCCUGAUUCAGCCUGGCAGUGGAUUCACAAGGCAUCAGUUGAUGUGACUCUGAACCCUGAUACAGCACACCCCGAGCUCAUCCUGUCUGCGGAGGGGAAACGAGUGAGACGGGGAGAGACACGGCAGGAUCUCCCUGACACUCCAGAGAGAUUUGAUGUCUGGCUCUGUGUGCUGGGCAGGGAGAGCUUCACCUCAGGGAGACGCUACUGGCAGGUGCAGGUGGGGGAGAAUACAUACUGGAGAUUAGGAGUCAGCAGAGAGUCUGUCGAGAGGAAGGGGGGGUUCAGCAUGACCCCCCAGCAGGGUUACUGGACAGUGAGGUGGUGGAGUGGAUACGGGUUCACUGCUCUCACUUACCCCCAGAACCCCCUCCCCUGGAGCCUGAAGCCCCAGAAGCUGGGGGUGUAUCUGGAUUAUGAGGAAGGGCAGCUCUCCUUUUACAAUGUGGAGACCAGAUCUCACAUCUACACUUUCACUGACAUGGAGUUCAAGCCCAAUGAGAAACUCUAUCCAUUCUUCUGUACUUACAGUUAUACAGACCUUGUGCUGGAGUCCCCUGACCCUGACCCUGUCAGCGCUGCAGAUUAAACACACAUUGCUGUCUGAACCAGGAAACUAUUCAAACAGCUCAGACAAUCUCCUCUUCACUUUCACUGACACUCUCUCUGCACUCUUCUGGGCUGAUGAGAAGAAAUCCUCUCUCUUCCACCCUCUUACCCUGAGCCCCUCCUCUUUAUUUCUCUACACCCCCUUUCCUACUCUCCCUUCCUGUCUCCCUCUCUCUUUACCUCCACCUCUCCAUCUCCAGAUCCCUCUUUCUCUCCUCUUCUGCUCUCCUCUCUCCCUCCCCUAUGGCUCUCCCCUCUUUCUCUCUCCCCCUUCCCUCUGAUAUGUUAAUUCCCUCCCUUUCCCACGCCCUCUCUCCUCCCUGCCUUCUCUACUCUCCCUCUCUCCACCCUCUCCCUCUCUCCUCCCUGCCCCCUCUAAUUUUGUACUGUGAUAUUUUGUAACAGCUGUAUGUCUCGCUGGAUAAGGGUGUCUGCUAAGAAAUAAAUAAUGAUAAAAGACUUUCUAGACAAUAGAUGAAUGCAUUAUUUUCCACGUAAUCAAUAUUUACACUGAAGCUGAGAUGCUCCCUGAAUAUUAUUCAUUGCUAAACUCAGUGAACUGAUUUCUGCUAUUUUGAUAUGAAUCUUCUGUUCUGUUUUUGUAGCGCAUCUAUUUUCUAUCUUUCUUGAUAAAAUGUAUAAAAGAUAUAA